AUGUACCUCAUUAGCAUUCUCAUGACCGUCCUGGUUGCAUCUAUUCCGGUCAACGCGCAGCUGAACCAGAUCGCUGUUGCGGCAGGCUUCAAGUAUUUUGGCACAGCUGUUGAUAAUCCUGGCCUUAACAACCAAGCGUACAUGAACAUCGCCUCGAACAAGAAUGAGUUCGGUCAGAUCACCCCAGCCAACGGACAGAAGUGGGACUCCACAGAACGAUCCCAAGGCCAGUUCAGCUACACCAACGGUGAUGCUGUCACCAACAGAGCGCGACAGGCUGGCCAGAUUCUGCGGUGCCAUACUCUUGUGUGGCAUAGCCAGCUGCCCAGCUGGGUCAACAACAUCAAUGGACGCGAUGCCAUGACGAGAGUCCUCCAAACCCAUAUCCAGAACGUGGCCGGUCACUACAAAGGCCAAUGCUAUGCCUGGGACGUGGUUAACGAAGCUCUCGAGGAUAGUGGUGCCUACCGCAACAGCCCUAUGUACCGAGCCCUCGGCAAGGACUUCAUCCCCCUCGCCUUCCAAGCUGCCAGCGCAGCAGAUCCAGCCGCAAAGUUGUACUACAAUGACUAUAACAUUGAGAGUCCCGGCGCCAAGUACAAUGAAGCCCUCAACAUCGUGCGCAGCAUCAAGGCCUCAGGCGCUAGGAUCGACGGCGUCGGCCUGCAGGCCCAUUUCAUCGUGGGCCAGACGCCGAGCUUGGCGAACCUGAAAACCGUUUUGGGUGGUUUCGCAGCCUUGGUUGACGAGGUUGCCUACACGGAGCUCGAUAUUCGACAUCCGAGGCUUCCUGCUUCAGAUGCGGAUCGGCAGCAGCAGAGUCGGGACUAUCAGAUUGUUGCGCAAGCAUGUCUUGAUACGCCUAAGUGUGUUGGCAUCACGGUGUGGGACUUUGCCGACCAGUACUCUUGGGUUCCGCAAACAUUCCCUGGCCAGGGAGAUGCUUGCCUUUGGAACAGUAAUCUUCAAAAGAAGCCUGCCUACACGGGGUUGGUCAGUCUUUUCUCGAGCGCUGCAGCGGCUCGAGCCAGUACUAGUACACGACUGGCAACAUCGACAAGUGCUGCCACGAUCUGGGUUCCGCCCCCAACAGCUACGUCGACAGUCCACUCGACGACUAGUACUUCGGCUACCUCGUCGCGCAGUACAUCGACAACACCGCCCCCGGCCCCGGAGCCUACGCAGACUAAGUAUGGACAGUGUGGAGGUUCCAAUCAUGUUGGGCCGACGAAGUGUGCGGCUGGUAGUAGUUGCACGGUGCUGAACCCAUGGUAUUAUCAAUGCUUGUAG
Colletotrichum spaethianum is the source of this 1290-nucleotide messenger RNA. RefSeq names its product endo-1,4-beta-xylanase 1. The record is from RefSeq and is a predicted model, not a curated record. Lineage: Eukaryota; Fungi; Ascomycota; Sordariomycetes; Glomerellales; Glomerellaceae. The transcript has 4 exons. Gene Ontology annotation, molecular function: hydrolase activity, hydrolyzing O-glycosyl compounds; cellulose binding. Gene Ontology annotation, cellular component: extracellular region. Gene Ontology annotation, biological process: carbohydrate metabolic process. The coding region runs from base 1 to 1290 and encodes 429 amino acids.